GCAGGCAAAGCAGCUGCAGAGAGACCAGGGAACGCUGACAACAACGGACAGGCUCGUGUCGGGAAAGUCAGAAACGCAACAUUUGCCUAUUCGGUGAUUUGAUGUUCAAAAAUUUUCACUUGUAACCUUUUUGCUGAUCGCAUUUUUUUUUUUUUACGCAUGCGUGGGAUUAUAUUUCGCAUAUUCUCGACCUGAAAUGACUGCUAGUCGCCGUGUCUAGCCAAUGGUUACUGCGGGGGCUCCUGUCUUGUGGAUUAUCCGUCGUCGCCGAGCCAGUCGCAUGGUCGAGCCCGGAGGAGGCCCCGCUCUGCUGGAUGGAUGUGUGUGAAGCAGCGCCGGACUCCGGGUACUGAUGAAGACGGUGAUAGUGAUGAUGCUCGGGUUUCAUCGGCAGUGGGUGAACUGAUCUUGGAUGUUCGGGGUCUGUCGCCCCUACACAAACCAUUUCCUCAUACAGCAAAAAUUAAAUUCCUUAAAAACUGGACGCCCCUGGAGCAGUUUAUGACGACCCUGGUAGGAGCGUGAUGAGCGCGCGCUUCCGCUUGCCUGCUGGCAGAUCCUACAAUGUCCGGGCGACGGAGCUGGAGCGAGACAGGCAGCACACACAGGUUGUGUGCAACAUAUUGCUGCUGGACAACACUGUCCAGGCAUUCAAAGUCAGCAAGUCGGAUCAUGGCCAGGUGUUGCUGGAUGCUGUCUUUAAGCACCUGGAGCUGACUGAGAGAGACUACUUUGGCCUGCACUUGGCUGAUGACUCUUCAGAUGCACCACGCUGGCUCGAUCCCAACAAGCCCAUCAGGAAACAGUUAAAAAGAGGGUCUCCCCACAACUUGAGCUUCAGAGUCAAAUUCUUUGUGACAGACCCUGGUAAACUUCAGGAGGAAUACACGCGGUACCAAUAUUUUCUUCAGAUCAAGCAGGAUAUAUUUACUGGAAGGUUGCCCUGUCCACACAACACAGCUGCACUGCUGGCAUCCUAUGCUGUUCAAUCUGAGUUAGGGGACUACAGUGAAACAGAGCAUAGUGCAGGCUAUCUGUCCGACUACUGCUUCAUCCCCAACCCUCCACAAGACUUCCACAAAGAGGUCUCCAAACAUCACCAGCAGCACAGCGGUCUGUCUCCUGCCCAGUCAGAGUUUAAUUAUCUGAACACAGCACGCACGCUGGAGCUCUACGGGGUAGAGCUGCACUAUGCAAGGGACCAGAGCAACACAGAGAUUCUCAUCGGGGUGAUGUCCGCUGGCAUUGUGGUUUACAAGAACAGGGUACGGAUCAACUAUUUCCCAUGGUUGAAAAUAGUGAAAAUCUCCUUCAAGUGCAAACAGUUCUUCGUCCAGCUCAGACGAGAGGCGCUGUCUCCCUCUCCUCCCUGGACACAGACUGAGACUCGGGAGACGCUGCUGGGUUUCAACAUGGUCAACUAUCGGGCCUGUAAGAACCUGUGGAAGGCCUGCGUGGAGCACCACACUUUCUUCAGGCUGGAGCGGCCCAUCCCACCACAGAAGAACUUCUUCGCUCACUACUUCACCCUGGGCUCAAAGUUCCGAUACUGCGGGCGGACAGAGGUGCAGUCUGUUCAGUAUGGAAAGGAGAAAGGCAUCAAGGACAGAGUAUUUGCCAGGUCUCCCAGCAAGCCAUUGGCCAGAAAGUUGGUGGGUGGAACUGACUGGGAGUCGGUCAGCAGGAACAGCCUAUCAGAUGAGAGACUGGAAACCCAAAGCCUGCCCACUCGCUCACCGCCUGGGACGCCCAAUCAGAACUCGCUGUUUGUGCAAGAGGGCACACGACUACGCCCGUCGUCCGUUGGGCACCUGGUUGAUCAUGUGAUCCACGCUUCACCCAGCUUGCCCGUCUUCUCCUCCAAUCACAAGUCAGCAUCGUCCACGCAGGCCAACAGCAUCAGUCUGGACUCUACACCGUCUCCAGAGGGGGUAGAUGGCCAACCUCCAGCUCUGCCUCCCAAGCAGCUGAGCAGGAAAACCUUGAGCCAGAUCAUCCAAGCCCACUCUCAGCAGAGCCUCUUGGACAACCACCUCAACGAGAUGUAUGAUGUUCCUGUGAAUGCUGACAAAACCACGCUGAAUGGAGUAGUCCCUCAUGAUAAUUUGGUCCUAAUCAAGAUGAGACCUGAUGAACACGGACGAUUCGGCUUCAAUGUGAAGGGUGGAGCCGACCAGAAGAUGCCUAUCAUUGUGUCUAGAGUAGCUCCGGGAACAUCAGCUGACCUGUGUGUGCCUCGUCUUAACGAGGGUGACCAGGUGGUCUUAAUUAACGGGCGGGACAUCUCUGACCACACUCAUGACCAGGUGGUCAUGUUCAUCAAGGCCAGCUGUGAGAGCCACUCCGGGGAGCUCAUUCUGUUGGUCAGGCCAAAUGCCAUCUAUGACGUGGUGGAGGAGAAGGUGGACUCUGAGCCAGAUUUUCAGUACAUCCCUGAGAAGUCCCCUCAGGACCCUGCCCAGCUAGACCAACAUGCUUUGAGAGACUCUAUGGUUGCUCUGAAGGAAGGCCUGAACAGUGGAGCCAUACUGGCACAGUUUGAUCAACUGUACAGGAAGAGGCCGGGGAUGACCAUGCUGUGUGCCAAAUUACCUCAGAACGUUUCCAAAAAUCGCUACAGAGACAUCUCUCCUUACGAUGCCACGCGGGUCAUUCUGAAAAGCACAGAUGACUACAUCAAUGCAAAUUACAUCAAUAUGGAGAUUCCAGCCUCCAGUCUGAUAAACCGCUACAUAGCAUGCCAGGGCCCGCUGCCCAACACCUGCCCUGACUUCUGGCAAAUGACCUGGGAACAGGGCUCAUCCAUGGUUGUUAUGCUGACUACGCAGGUCGAGAGGGGGCGGGUAAAGUGUCACCAGUACUGGCCCAACCCAGACAGCAGCACCACCUAUGGAAACUUUACAGUUACUUGCCACAACGAAGAGGGCAACUCGGCCUUCCUGGUCCGAGAGAUGACUCUCAUGCACACGCAGAGUGAGCAGCAGAGAGAGCUAACUCAGAUUCAGUACCUGGCUUGGCCAGACCACGGCGUUCCUGAUGACUCCACUGAUUUCCUGGACUUUGUGGCUCUGGUACGGGCCAAACGGGCUGGACAGGACCAGCCAAUGGUGGUACACUGCAGCGCGGGAAUUGGUCGGACGGGGGUUCUGAUCACCAUGGAGACAGCAUUGUGUCUAAUGGAGUGCAGUCAGCCAGUGUAUCCUCUAGAUAUUGUCAGGACCAUGAGAGACCAGAGGGCCAUGAUGAUACAAACACCUAGCCAGUAUCGCUUUGUGUGUGAGGCCAUCCUGAAAGUCUAUGAGGAAGGUCUGGUCAAACCGCUCAAGACUGCUGUCUACCAGCAGAGAGAAAAGGUGAAUGAUGAGAGAGAGGAGGAGAAGAAAGAGCAGCAGAAAGCAGUUGAUGAGAAAGAAGAGAUGGCAGCAACAGAGGAAGGCGAGGUGGCGGCUGGGGUGGAGUUGCUGGAAGGAGGGCUGGAUGAAGAGGACGAUGAUGACGAGGAGGUGGAGGUGCUGGAUGUAGGAGAUGUGACCGAAGAUGGGGAGGAGGAGGAGGAGGAGGAGGAAGAGGAAGAGGAGGAAGUGGAGGAGCCGAGCGUCGCAAGCGCCACCAGCGUGACAAGCGAGACCAGCGUGAACCCUGACCCCAAUCUGUGACAUUUGACCUCUGGGGGGGAGGUCAUCAGGGGUUACCAGGGAGAGGACAGGUGGUCAGAGGAGAGAACAAAAGCACUGUUGCACUUUAUGCUGACAAAAAUGGAAAAAAAGACAAACAAACGUGAAAAUCAUGGACAAGAUAGAAUUAAAAAAGAAAUCCAGCUGUGUUGACUAGGUACCAUUAGGGGAUAUUGUAUGUUCAGGGUAAAGAAAAAAGUAUACAAAGAAUGAGAAGAUAAAAGUAUGAGAGAAUAAAAUGUGGAUGGGGAAUUGCUGUAGUGCCAUAAGUAUGAAGGGGAAGGGCUACCCACAUGGAUGGAAAGCCCCACCCCCACCCGCACCCUUUGUUUUUCUUUUUUUUUUUUUUUUCCAAAGGGUUGCCCUAUCCCCUUCUGCCAGACGGACCUGCCUUUUUUUUUUUUUUUUUAGUGUCCUUUUAGCUGAUAAAGAGAUAUACUUUAUCUUUUGUUCCUCAGAAAGAGUAUUUAUUGUGUUUUAGUUUUUGUCAAACCCUGUCCACUGAACAAAAAAAAAAGUUGUAUGUUUUGUUUGUAUGAGUCUAGAGCUUCACGCUUUCCUGAUUAAAUCUUAGGUAGUAAAGUAGUGUGAUUCCUCUUCUUCUAACUACUUCUUUAUUUCUUUUUGCUUUUUGUGGAAAAAAAUAGUGAUUUAAUUUAUUGUACUAGGUUUUAUCUUUCUCAGCUUUCUUGUCUCGGUGCCUGACAGCACAGACUGUCAGACAGACAGAUGAAAGCACUUUGUGUCUCACCUCUCGUUCAAUGCUGUGGCGAGUUGCAUACUUCAUCCUGCUUUGUGCUGUGUUUUUGAGCUUACAGACACACUUGCUCUGAAGUGGCCAUUGUUUGGUGUGGUGAGGAAUAAAACUGGUUUAUAAUCCUCCGGGCCUGUGUUUACUGGGCACCUCCCUUUCAUCUCUGUACUAGUCACAGCAGCUACUGUUGAUCUAUAACUGUACACCUCCCACUGAAAGACGUGCUGAUUGAAAAUUUUAAAUUUGAGCAUUGAUCGAUUAUUUGAAAUUGAGUCUCCUCAUAUUGCAUAGCAUUAAUCAAUCAAUUUCAACACAAGAAAACAAAGACAGUGUGAUAAAGAGAGGCUCCAGUAGACCCACGGUCUCACUGAGUUACAAUCUGUUUUCCAGCUGUCGUGGCUGAUAAAACUAAGAGCAAGGAUGAGGUCAGUUCAUUUCUUUCUUCAAAUACAUAUUCAGUUGGUUCAACAUUUAAAUCAAACUCCUUACUUACUCCUCACUUGCAGCUCGACAGUUUAGGCAGCAGAGUCCUUGCUGAAGUGUCCUUGAGCCAGACACUGAUAGCAAAGCCCCUCUAUUGUGAAGAGAAAGAGUUCUCUCUGAUUGUUUUCACCUGACCAGGGUGACUUUUAGUAAAUGUCGAUCCACUUUGAGCAUCCCAAACAUUUCUUUGCACAUGGCAUUAUGCUAUAGAACCUGAGAAAAUAGGGGUCAUGUGAUCAGACACAAGUAUAAUUAAUUAGUUCUCAAGUGGUUCAAAGCUGCUGGAAGUUUUAUGCAGUCAGUUCUUAUUUUUCUGCAAGGUUUCACAAAGAACUGCUCACUGAGUUGAGAGUGAACUGAUCUCAGCCUUUGUGUGAAUGCUGAAAACUGAACUUUAACAGCUCCCUCCACUGGCCUCUCCAUGUUUUAUUUUAUUUUUUUAAACAUUCAGAGACCAAGACUUUUACAACCUGUAAACUGGAGUAAACCCUGGGACCUGCUUAUGAGCAACUGUGACCCAACAUGAAACUCAGUCAGACUAAUUACUUGUUUUUUAUCCUUACAGAGUACUUUAUUCGCUGUGUUCCAGUGGGGUCAAGAUGUUGCUGGAACAGAGCUUAAAACCAACAACUGCUGAUUAAUGUUAUCUAAAUCUGUCUGUGUGUCUGCCAGGGAACAGCUGACAGUUCAAAGAAGCAGCACAAACAGAACAUUCAACCAAUAAUUUUUCUUUUUUAUUGAUCUUUCCCAGUACACGGUGUGAUACUUUGUUAUUUUAAGGCACAUGUUGUUUUUAAAGCCAAGAUGAUGUGUUAUGAGUGAUAAGAGACUAAAUGGUGACUUGUAUUUUUAAUUCACAAAACCCAGCAUCAAGUUGCUUGUUGAGUUUUUAUUUUUUUUAUUUUUUUUAUUUUUUGGGGGGUUUUUUUUGGUCCAAGUACAGGUUAAGCUGUCAAUGUGUUUUUCAUAGCGGUAUGGAAUGGUAUGGAGUGUAGCCUCUUUAUAAUCUGAGAUAUUUUUCUUAUAGGCUGCUUUGGUACCUGCUGUUAUUGGCUCCUAAAAUGGACUCUGCUGGAAAAACCUACUGCUGUGUGUGUGUGUGUGUGUGUGUGUGUGUGUGUGUGUGUGUGUGUGUGUGUGUGUGUGUGUGUGUGUACGUACGUACUAGGGUGACCAGAUGUCCCGCUUUGUGCGGGACAGUCACGCAUUUCUGUUACUUUUCACACGUCCCGCAAAUUGAGACGUUGUCCCGCAUUGUUAUUGACAGUCAGACUCCAGUUUUGAAAUGCGUGUUUUAUAAUUGGCAUUUAUCAAAUAGGGGGCGGGGUGGGCUGUUUGAUCAUGUCAAUCAAACUGGGACGCGGGCCGCGGUCGCAAGUCAAGUAAAAACGGCAUGAAACGUGAGACAUGGAUGGAAGCUGAAAGUGCAUUGUCUGUGUGGGCCCGGCCUACCUGCAAUUGUUGCUGUGAUAGAGAGAGCUGAAAGACUUUUGAUGGAGCAGAAUAGAAAUGUUUAUUAUUUUUUUUUAGAAAGUUUUUUUUAAGUUCUUUUAGACUACCUUGAUGCAUUGGUAUCCCACAUUGUCCCACAUUGUCCCACGCAAACGCAGUCUUUGUCCCACAUCUGGUGAAUUGGGAUCUGGUCACCCUAGUACGUACGUGUAUGUACACAGAUUUGUCUUUAUCUCUCUCUGUACUUCUCCCUCUCUUCCUGCUCUGCCAUUUAUGAAAUAUAAUUUGUUAGCUGUCUGGUCUAAGCCUGCUUGUACGUAAACUGGAAUGAAAGGUUGUGCCAUAAAGCCAUAAACCUAAUCUAAUCUGAUCUCAAGUUUUCGGAAAAAAAGAGCCUUCUUGGAGAGUUUUUUUGUUUUUUGUUUUUUUUUAAAAGUCAAGUUAAGUAAAGCUGAAUCUUUACCUGUGAAACAACAAUUCAAACUGUUCUCAUACCUCCCUUUCAAAUGGCUGAAUCAUACUUUUAUCACAUGUAGAUGUGGGAAGAAGAGCCUAGAAACUGUUUUCUUCUUCACUCUGUUUUUCUUUUUUUUAAUCUCUCCUGUGUUGUCAAAAAAAAAAUUCUCUCAUUCAACAUCAGUCAUUUCUGUGGAGUCCACGCAACAUCCACAGUCCAUUCUUCUCAUUGUUUUCCCCCCAGAUGCCUCUGGAUCAUUGUACAUGGAUCCCACUCUCCCUGCAUGGCCUCAAGGCGAGGGACAUAUCUGAGCAGAAUACCAUGGGUAUGGCAGUGCAGUAUCAAACUCGUUUGCUACAGAGGGACAAACUGAGGCUAGCCAGUGAACGACUGCCGGAAUAACUGAUUUUAACUUUUUUUUUUUUUUUUUUUUAACUUACAGUUAAACUGCAGACCCUACAUGUAUGAGCUUAUAAUAGCAUCAAAUGAACAAACACAAAAUGCUGUUCAACCCCCCAGUGGCUUCUUUCCAUCAUCAUUUUUGUAUUUGGCAACAGGGCUAAUCAAAUCAAAAUACCACCAGAUCAAAAUCAGUCAACGCUCAAAUUGAAGUUCAGAAAACCUUAACAGUUUCCAACAAGAAAGCAGAACACUGGCGCUGCAGUGAACAGUUAAUAAUUGAUAAAUCAGGGCUGCCAGAGUUUCCAUCUGCACAAAAUGUCCAGCAAUGAGCUGUCUGUGUUCAAAGUGUUUUGAUGUUGACUCAUAAUUGGUACUGUCUGUGCGUUUAGGGUACUGAUCAAAGGUAGUUUGGAGGGUACCAGACAUGGGGAGGGCUUGGGUUAGUUGUAUUUUUGUAAAGAUGAAAACAGUUCUAGUAGGGUAGGGAAAGGACAGCACUUUGUAGAAGGCUUAGUGGCAGGUAGUGCUACUGAAAAGAAAAAAAAAACAAAAUUAGAGGCAUAAAGCAUUGUUAAAAUGAGUUGUCGGUGAGCUGAAAUUUUCUUUCUUUUUUUUUAAUUUAUCAUUUUUAUUUUGUCUAAAAAUAAGACACCUGUAGGGAACAAGAAAAAGAAAAGAACUCCUAACUACACAGUGCCACUUGUUAAUUUUGUGUAAAUAAUACUAGACCAUGUAAAUACAAUGUUGUAUAUGAAAAAAAAAUCUUUAAAAUAAAAGGGAAAAUCAUUUGUGAACAGAAAGAUUUUGUUUUUAUUUUAUUUUUGAUUUUUUUUUCCCUUUCCUUUGGAUGAUUCAAAUGUGACACAAAUGGUGUGUAUUUCAAGACUGCUAUUUCAAAAUUUUUUGUUUUAUUUGAAUCAUAAUCUAUAACAGCGAGUGUAUAUAUAAUGAAACACAAAAUACUGAGAAAUGUUUUACCGUAUUAUACCCUUGGUUAACUCCUACCUGUGUCAUAAAAACCUUUGUCCUCAGUUGCUUGUUUCUUUCUGG
Molecule: messenger RNA, 8272 nt
Organism: Toxotes jaculatrix (banded archerfish)
Lineage: Eukaryota; Metazoa; Chordata; Actinopteri; Toxotidae
Gene: ptpn4a
Product: protein tyrosine phosphatase non-receptor type 4a
Exons: 27
Coding region: 525-3656 (1043 amino acids)
Biological process (GO): protein dephosphorylation
Cellular component (GO): cytoplasmic side of plasma membrane; cytoskeleton; cytoplasm
Molecular function (GO): cytoskeletal protein binding; protein tyrosine phosphatase activity
Source: RefSeq, a predicted model, not a curated record